AUGGGAGGGGAGAACAGCACUACAGCGAGUGAUUUUAUUUUUCUGGGAUUGGCCACUAAUCCAAAGCUGAAGCACCUCUUGUUUUCUAUCUUCUUGGCUGUGUAUGGUACAACCGUGUUGGGCAACCUCCUGAUUGUGGGUCUAGUGGUUUAUGAGCCUACCCUCCACUCCCCCAUGUACUUCUUCUUGGGGAACCUCUCCUUCUUGGAUUUCUGCUACUCUUCUAUAACUGCUCCUAAAAUGUUGGUUGGCUUCCUAUCAAGGACCAACACCAUUACUUAUGGAGGCUGCAUUUCUCAGAUCUUCUUCUUCCACUUCAUUGGUGGCAUCAAGACUUUUCUUCUCAUCAUCAUGGCAUAUGAUCGCUAUGUUGCCAUCUUUCACCCUUUGCGCUACAUGGCCAUAAUGAAUGCAACCCUAUGUAGUGGAUUUAUGUGGGCCUCCUGGGUUGGUGGCUUCAUCCACUCCAUUGUGCAAGUGGCCAUCAUCACCCAGCUGCCCUUCUGUGGCCCCAGUAGGCUUGAUAAUUUUUACUGUGAUGUCCCACAGGUGGUCAAACUGGCUUGCACGAAUACCUUCAUAGUGGAGCUUCUCAUGGUGUCCAACAGUGGACUGGUGACCUUGAUGUGCUUUGUUGUGCUGCUUGUGUCAUACACCGUUCUUCUGGCCAGGCUCAGAGCAGGCUCUGCAUCAGGUCGGAGCAAGGCUGUCUCCACAUGUGCUUCCCACAUCAUUGUGGUGACCUUGAUUUUUGGGCCGUGCAUCUACAUUUAUGUCCAUCCCUUCCAUGCAUUUCCCAUGGACAAGGUUGUUUCUGUUAUCUACACUGUCAUCACUCCUGUCCUGAAUCCUUUCAUUUACACUCUGAGGAACAAAGAUUUCAAAAUGGCCAUGGAAAAACUCAAGAGAAGAAAGCAGAAUCCAGUUCCCUGA
This is a messenger RNA of Varanus komodoensis (Komodo dragon), 933 nucleotides long. Its product is annotated as olfactory receptor 4D5-like. Bases 1 to 933 code for a protein of 310 amino acids. Gene Ontology annotation, biological process: G protein-coupled receptor signaling pathway. The transcript has a single exon. The record is from RefSeq and is a predicted model, not a curated record. Gene Ontology annotation, molecular function: olfactory receptor activity; G protein-coupled receptor activity. Gene Ontology annotation, cellular component: membrane. NCBI's taxonomy places the organism in Eukaryota, Metazoa, Chordata, Lepidosauria, Squamata, Varanidae.